Molecule: messenger RNA, 1402 nt
Organism: Spodoptera litura
Lineage: Eukaryota; Metazoa; Arthropoda; Insecta; Lepidoptera; Noctuidae
Product: very long chain fatty acid elongase AAEL008004
Biological process (GO): sphingolipid biosynthetic process; fatty acid elongation, monounsaturated fatty acid; very long-chain fatty acid biosynthetic process
Cellular component (GO): endoplasmic reticulum membrane
Molecular function (GO): fatty acid elongase activity
Source: RefSeq, a predicted model, not a curated record
CUUGCGCAGACCAGUUGGGUCGGACACGAGGACAUAAUAUUAAUAUUUUUUUAUUUAUAGAUAUAAUUACUUAAGUAUAAUUUUGCACCUGAUAAGUGAAUAGUAUUGUGGAGAGAAGAUUGUUGUGACAAUUUAAAUACGAUUUUUGAUAUAAUUAAAUCACAAUGGCGGUGGUCCAGCAAGCCUUACAAGGAUACCAUUAUGUUUUUGACGAAUUAUCAGACCCUCGGACAAAGGACUGGUGGCUAAUAUCAGGCCCUGGCCCACUCCUCACAAUAAUUGCAACGUACCUCUACUUCUGCACAAAGGCAGGACCACGAUAUAUGAAGGACAAAAAGCCUUACAAUCUAAAAGGAGUUGUGAUGGUCUACAAUAUUUUCCAGAUCAUUCUCAGUCUGUUCAUGACUGUUCUUGGUUUCUCUUUCUUCCUUACUGAGAGUUAUGAGAACAAAUGCUAUUCCGUGGAUUACUCAGACAACCCCAGAGCAAUGCUGUGGGCGUCAGGUGCUUGGUGGUUCUUCUUCGCCAAGAUCACAGAACUGUUGGACACAGUCUUCUUCGUGCUUCGGAAGAAGGAUAGACAGAUCUCCUUCCUCCAUCUUUACCAUCACAGUAUAAUGCCCAUCAUUGGGUGGAUUGGAGUCAAGUAUGCCGCAGGAGGGCAAUCGAUUCCCGAGGGUUGCAUUAACGCGUUUAUCCACGUAGUUAUGUACACAUACUACUUGAUCUCCGGCCUUGGACCCCAGUACCAGAAGUACCUGUGGUGGAAGAAGCAUCUCACUACUAUGCAACUGAUCCAGUUCUGCAUCAUCGUCUACUUGAAUGUCAACAGCCUAUUCUCAAGCAGUUGCAACUAUCCUAAGUACUUAAGUAUCUUCGUCAUGAUGAACUGCUUCGCAUUCUUCUACAUGUUUGGAAAAUUCUACUACAACAGCUACGUGCAAGGAACCAAAAAACAAUUCGUGCCCAUUUGUCUGAAGUCACAAUGAAGUUGAUUCUGCUUUCAAAGCUGAAGGUUAAGAAUUGAGUCUAACGGUGGUAGUGUUUCAAUUUCGCAUUCUAUUGCUCCUCCAUCUGUUUUAGAAUCGACCAUAAAAUUGAGAGUUUAAGCUUUAAACUCAUUUGCACAUCACAAUUUUGACUAGGUUUAUUUUUACUUACCGAUAUGUGAUACUUUUGUAUUGUUAUAAUUUUAUUGAUCCUAAAUCUUAUAGGUGAAUGUUUUGUGGUCGUCUUUUGCAAUAUUAAUUAACUUUAAUAUUAACUUUAUGCCCUCUCUAUAAAGUUGGUUUUUGAAGUUAAAUGGCUAGCUCAAAUCGCUUUAUUUGUAAAGCGCCUGUACAUAUUUUUAUAUUUCCUGUUGCUGAACUGUAUCUUAGUGUAAAAAAUAUCUUUAUCUUUA